CCCGCGGCCUAAUUAUGCGCACCCGCGCCCGCUGGCCAGCUCGGGUCGGCGGCACCCGCGGCACACGCCUCUUCCGAGGCCCUCUCUUCGCCCUCUCGACGCUUCUGCCCCGCACUUCCGCAGGGCAGGCCCUUCCCGACGCCCGACGAGCACCGUAUGCGUCCGACGGCGUUCUCACACCGGGGCGUCGCCAAGCUAACGCUGAUUGCCUCGAGAUCCGCCGGGGGCUUGCACACAUGCGCAGGGCCGACCGUAGGCACUAUGGUCAGUCAGCGUGCAGGGACUCCGAGCGGUCGCCCUCCCGGACGUCGGCCUGGCGGUGGACGGCCUCUCGGAGCGCGGCGACGCAAAAUGAAACGUCAAGUUAGGUUGAUUGGCGCGAAGCUAAGGAGCCCGGGCCCGUUCAUAACGCUGGCUUCCGUGCUCUCUUCAGGCCGAAGAUGAAGUGCGCCUGGCCAGAACGGCCCUCUGCUAGUCGUCUGCGGCGAGAAGAGCGGGGGU
Messenger RNA from Trametes versicolor FP-101664 SS1, 501 nucleotides. RefSeq lists its product as uncharacterized. The coding region runs from base 15 to 368 and encodes 117 amino acids. The transcript has a single exon. The record is from RefSeq and is a predicted model, not a curated record. NCBI's taxonomy places the organism in Eukaryota, Fungi, Basidiomycota, Agaricomycetes, Polyporales, Polyporaceae.